Molecule: messenger RNA, 1797 nt
Organism: Dendroctonus ponderosae (mountain pine beetle)
Lineage: Eukaryota; Metazoa; Arthropoda; Insecta; Coleoptera; Curculionidae
Exons: 6
Coding region: 75-1733 (552 amino acids)
Molecular function (GO): protein binding
Source: RefSeq, a predicted model, not a curated record
AGUAAUAUUCCGUAAUUGUCAAUAGAAAAUUAUAGUGACAACUCGUUUUCGAUUUCACAAAAAAAUCGAAUAAAAUGGCAGAAAACUCGGAGUUCGUGUUGGUUAAUGACCUGCAGUCCUGCUUCAACGAUCUGAAGAAACAUUCUGUAUCUUUUAAACUCGGACAAGCGCAACCAACUGUGGGCGACGAAAUGCACAAUCCCUUGCACCAGCAAUUUGAAUUGAUUUUGACCAAAAUUGAGGAAACACUUGCAAAGCAACACAAAGACUCCGAAGAAUACUUAAAAGUCAUAUCAAUGAAAGCGUCAAUUAUAUAUGAAAAAGCGAAAAUUCUCCUAUCCGAAAACCUCCUGACCCCCAGUAAGACUCUAUUAGAAGAAUCCCUGGAGUUGAUAAAGGAUUUUUCCGACCAUCCUAAAGUAGCCUUUCUUCAUAUGCGCGUUGUGAAUCAUCUGACUUAUGUUUUGUCCCGGCUGGGUUUCCUUCAAGAAGCUAAAGAACUGCUCUUAAGGGCAAUUGAAGAGGAGACAAAGUGCAGUCCUGAAGUCUUCAGUACAGAUGACCUCUUUCUCAACACCAAGAAGGAUCCGAAGGUAUCAGUAACUAAACUCAAUAGACUCACCAUCAACAAUAUGCAAAUGUUGGCCUGGAUUCAUGCCAGAUUAGGGGAAACCGAAGACAAUUUAAAAGUGCAACAUGAUAUUUUGCAAAAACAGUUGGAUUCUUGUGAGGGAGAUGUUCUCAGAUGGGCGGAAUCCUGCUUCAGAUUAGGAGGGAUGUUUAUUGGUCAAUGCGAUUGGCCAAACGCAAUGUACCACCUAAUAGCAGCGGAAAGCAUUUUAAACCCACUUGAAGUAGCCCUAAUCCCCAAUCCGGAAAUUCAUGUGGCUCAGGCAGACUUGGCCCGCUCUUGGAUAUAUUAUGGACUGCAGCUCUUUGAAUCAAGCCGAAAGUCGCUGAUUUCCAAACACAUUGAGAGCGAUGGUAUUGAGAGCGAAGUUCUAAAGAAAAACUCCGGAAGUUCGGAAAGUUCUAGCCCGAAGAAUCCGUACCAUUUCCAAGGGCUUGAAAUAGAGCUGCCCAAAGCAAUUCCUACUGGUCUGAUUAAAAAUUGUGACCAAGCCAAGGGCCUUUUUGCGUAUUUGCAAAAAUGGAUGAAAAGAGUCAGACUUUACUAUACUUUGCGCGAUUUUCCAUUGCAGUAUGUUAAUUCGUGUCUGGAUUUAAGCGAGUUGUAUAGAUUUGUGGCCUUUUAUGAAGAAGACAUAGAAUCGCAAUAUGCAGUUCAAAAGCGACGGUACGAUGCUCUGGAGACUUUGAGCAACAUCUUAAGAGAAGUGAGACCGAGCUGUUACUUGGCUGUUAGCGUGGAACUCACGAAAGAGCUUAUUGAAGUUCAAAUUGAAAUGAUUAAUCUUAAUUUGAAGAAGCUUCAUAGGCCGACCCAAGGCGUGUUUCAACCAUUUCAUAAUAGUAUUGAAUUAAUUCGGUACUUCAUAGGGCCAAACUUUGAGGCCAAAGAAGAUGUAUUAAAGAAGCAAAUGUAUGCUUUGUCUGCUAUCCACGGCAAGUUAAAUGAUGUUGCGUUGUCUCUGAAUACCAGCACUGAGCCUUCUUCAGUUAAAGAUAGUGAAGAGGCUGGUUCUUCUGGGCCAGAAGCCAACGAGGAAAAAACUGAGAAAAUUGAAGAUAAUCAGCCAGAAGAUGAAACUGAAGAAAUCAAGAAAGAAUGAAUCUAUUUUUGUUACACUAAAUGCAAUGUAUAAUUUUGAAUCAAUAAAGGAAAUUCUAGCCCUU